AUGAAAACAGCCCUUUUUUCUAACGCUCUUUUUUGUGGACUCGUUGUGGGGGAACUUACUGUUAGAGAGCUGAGAACUGCUUUUGAGAAUUCUAGAGAUGGAAUUAACAGAUAUCUUAACGACAACUUCCAAUUUCUCCCAUACGAGCAUCUAACAGAAUUCGACGAAUUCACCUCGAUUGGAUCAAAACUCGACUCCAAAAACUCGCGAAUUCUUCCAAAAAACAUCCCGGGCGCCCUGUCGCUUUUCAAAAAGCUCAACAUCCGCGCACUUCUGUACGACUACUCAAAGAUGCAAGACGACUUUGAAUUUCAAUACCAGGGUUUUGAUCGGCAAGAAUCUUGCCGAGCACAGCACGGAAGUCAUCAAAUACCGACUCAGAAAAUGACAACAACAACGACUAUUCCUUCCACAACAACUGAGACUAUUUCAACAACAACAGCUGAUCUUGAGACGUUUUCCUCAAAUCCAGAUUAUUAUCAGUCGACAACAGAGCCAAAUACGGUGGCUUUGGAACCCUUCAACUACGAUGACCUAAAUAUUGAUAUGGAAGAACUGAUGGAUCUUUUCAAUGGCCUGACCGCUACUAGUCCCCCUGUCACGGGAAAGGACGAGCGAUCGAAACCCAUCAAAAUGACAUCAGGUGGCAGCUCAAGAAUCUUUGGGAAAUUUAUCGAGGAUGCUCCGGUGCUAAAAUCAGCAUUUUCUGCUCCCAAAAUCGAGCUUCCUAAAAAACCAUCGGCAACAUCACCAACUACUCCAAAAACACCGACAACACCGUUCAUCCCUUCUGAGCCAAAGUGCUGCGGGGACUAUCCAAAUAUGAAACUGUACAAUCCUGACAGGAGAAAAUGCUGUGAUGGCCGGAUUCGAUCGCUGGGGAGCUGUUGA
Messenger RNA from Oikopleura dioica, 891 nucleotides. Lineage: Eukaryota; Metazoa; Chordata; Appendicularia; Copelata; Oikopleuridae. The record is from the annotation of a GenBank genome assembly.